Molecule: messenger RNA, 1728 nt
Organism: Colletotrichum karsti
Lineage: Eukaryota; Fungi; Ascomycota; Sordariomycetes; Glomerellales; Glomerellaceae
Exons: 6
Coding region: 1-1728 (575 amino acids)
Biological process (GO): positive regulation of transcription by RNA polymerase II
Cellular component (GO): nucleus
Molecular function (GO): DNA-binding transcription factor activity; transcription cis-regulatory region binding
Source: RefSeq, a predicted model, not a curated record
AUGGCCACUCCGGGCAACGUUCGGAGGCCGGGCUGCGAAAGCUGUCGUGCAAGCAACACAGAUGGCAACCGCGGCGAUCCCCAGUACGAGUUUCCAGAAACACAGAAAUGGUGUCGAGUCUCUGGAAAGAGAAUCCGUUUCAUCGACGAGACAGCAGACAUAAACAGCAUCCACAACGAAGACUUCGAAUCCGACGACGAAAUCGUAUCCGACGAAGAACCUCCUCCCAGCCCCCCGAGACAACCUCAACGCCUUCAACGACAGAGCUCGAAUAGAGCAUUCGUCACGCAUCACGACAAUGUUUCGUUAUCAAACAACUUCACGGCCGGAAGCCCGCUGCCCGUCGACCGAGGCACGCCGCACCCCGUCACCAGGCUCCCAGCUCUCCAUCCACAUCCGUCGUACGACAGCCCAGGGUCGACCGCUCAGCUAUCGAUAGACGACCCGCCACGGCCCUAUUCACCCGUUCCUCGAAGCCAGUUGUCCGGGCCGAUCGGUUGCAUCAGCUCCAUCGGCAGCGGCAGCCUGAGUGAAGACCCUGCCAUACCCGAACCUCGACGGUCCUUCCACGCGGCCAACUUCCCGCUUAAAGAUCACCGCGAGGCAGCUCUGGUCAGACACUUCCUCGACUUCAUAGCUCCUCCGUUUGACUACGGAGACCCGCACAACCGAUUCACGACACUUCUUCCUCAACAUGCGGCAAUGAGCCCGUUGUUAUUGAACGCUGUCUUGGCCGUGUCAGCGAAAUCGAAAGAUGAGGACACUACUCUGGCGUUCUUCGAUAAGCCGGCGGAACACUAUUACGAAGCAGCGUUGGACUUGCUCAAGCCAGUUUUGACAAACCCUAACGCGGAUGUGGAUGAUCUUCACGUCACGUCUGCCGUCCUACUUCGUCUAUACCAUAGUAUUAGUGUUCCCGAUAUGAUACCCAACCCACCAACCUUACCACCGAGUUGCGUUUGGGACUUCCUCACGACGCGAGCUAAGUUCACUACGAAAGGAAGUCUGGCCGAGGCGGCAUUCUGGGGCUGGAUGCGACUCGAGAUCUUCCGCGCGGUUAUGCAGCAGGACACGCCCGACAUUCAGCUGGGCCACCUGGACCUCGACCGCUCCUUGCAACCCGCAGAUGAUGAGACCUGGGCGUGGAGGAUGGUGCUGCAUACCAUCGACAUCAUCAUAUACUGUUUCGGAGACGCGGGAACUCCCACGACAUACGAGAAGCUUUCCGCCUACGCCGCCCAAUGGAUGCGAGCGGUUCCUUCGACUUUCUCCCCUGUCUUCGUGGAAAACCCUCCCGACGAGGGCGUCUUUCCCGAAAUACUGCUCAUCAACGACUCUGUCGUGGUUGGGCUGCAGUUCUACCACCUGAACCGGAUACUGCUCACGGCACACAACCCAAACGUACCACGACUUGGCAAGAAUCAGAAGCUUGCCGCUCGAACGCUGGAUAGCGAAAUCACGAGCGACAUCAAGAUCAUGUGUGGCAUCGCGGAGUCACUUGGCCGCUGCACCCCUGCCCAUGUAAUUGCAUGCAUGGGUAUUGCGCUGGCAGGUGAUCGAGUUACGUCUUAUUCAGACCAAGAAGCGCUUUGCAAAGUGUUCGCGUCAACAGCAGAUGCAUUUGCCUGGGACACGGCUCUUAUGGCCAUGUCUAAUUGGUUUAACUUCGAUAGUCUGCAACACCUAAAAGACGCGUGGGGUUGGCCGGAGGAGAUGAUUUCCGAUUGA